UGUACAAAGUCGUUGACGAAUGAUAAAAACGUUCGCUAUUUUUUUUUUUGUUGACGCGCGGGAGAAAAUUAUCUUGGGUUAUAUCGUUAGCGAGUUAUGUGAUUUCACCAUGCAAGGCGUGAAUAAGUCAUGUAUUUAUGGUUUUACGCAUUACGCACAGCGAUAGUCAGUCGCGAUUUAUCAAGUAAGCACAAAGAUAUUUCGUGAAACAUAAAGUUGCAUAAAUAUAUUAUUUAUCGAUAAGACCCAAGUGCUUCAUCUAAGUUAUUCAUCUAAAAGUCAGUUAAAAUUUGUAAUGCCGUACGAACGCCAAUACAAUAGCUUAACAUUGAUUGCAAUAUUGCAAAAGCAGAAAAAGUACAGCUCGCGGAAAGAUCCACCCAGUGACAGCAAAGAAAGUAGACGAAAUUCUAAUGAUUUGGACUGUUUUCUGUUUUUCUCUUAUGAUUAUGAUAUCAGAAUUUCAACACAGCUCAAACUAGUCCAAUAUCACGGUUUCACCUCCGCAGAGCGGCUGAGCUGAGGAUGACGGGCAGCCAGAGUAGCGAGCUCGGCUGUGCCACUGGUCUUGUUCAGCACCAUCAUCAGCAGCAAGGUCCGGGACCACCGAUCGACGCCAAAAGCAGCGACACGCUGAGCGAUGGCGUGGCUGUUCAGGGCGACGGCAAAAAGCAUACUGUACAUUGGUUUCGCAAAGGUUUGAGACUUCAUGACAAUCCGUCGCUUCGCGAUGGACUUGCCGGCGCGUCCACCUUCAGAUGUGUCUUUGUGCUCGAUCCUUGGUUCGCCGGGAGCACUAAUGUCAGCAUCAAUAAGUGGAGAUUUCUCCUGCAGUGCUUGGAGGACUUGGAUCGCUCGCUGCGCAAGCUCAACUCGCGACUGUUUGUGAUUCGCGGGCAGCCGGCGGACGCACUUCCAAAAUUAUUCAAAGAAUGGCGCACGACGUCUUUGACUUUCGAGGAGGAUCCCGAGCCUUACGGCAGGGUCCGCGACGAAAACAUCACGACUUUGUGCAAGGAGCUCGGCAUCAGCGUCGUCCAGAGGGUCUCGCACACGCUCUACAAACUCGACGAGAUAAUUGAAAAAAACAAUGGAAAACCACCACUGACAUAUCAUCAAUUCCAAAGCGUAAUCGCCUGUAUGGAUCCACCAAAACAUCCAGUACCUACAGUCACAGCUAAUUGUAUUGGUAGCGCAUACACACCCAUGAGAGACGAUCACGAUGAUUACUACGGUGUGCCGACCCUCGAGGAGCUCGGUAAGUGGGCUUGCUUCGACACCGAAGCGCUCAUGGCGCCCAUGUGGGUCGGUGGUGAGAGCGAAGCAUUAGCCCGUCUUGAACGCCACCUCGAGCGUAAAGCCUGGGUCGCGAGUUUUGGCAGGCCGAAAAUGACCCCGCAAUCACUUCUACCGAGCCAGACUGGAUUAUCGCCUUACCUGAGGUUCGGUUGCCUCAGUACACGACUGUUCUACUACCAGCUCACCGAUCUCUACAAAAAGAUAAAGAAAACGGUGCCGCCGUUGUCGCUUCACGGCCAGCUGCUGUGGCGCGAAUUUUUUUAUUGCGCCGCCACCAAGAAUCCCAACUUCGAUCGGAUGCACGGCAAUCCCAUAUGCGUGCAAAUACCCUGGGACAAGAACGUCGAGGCGCUUGCCAAAUGGGCCAAUGGUCAGACGGGUUUUCCCUGGAUCGACGCGAUAAUGACGCAGCUGCGCGAGGAAGGCUGGAUUCAUCAUUUAGCGAGGCACGCAGUCGCCUGCUUCCUGACCAGGGGUGACCUCUGGAUCUCGUGGGAGGAAGGCAUGAAGGUGUUCGACGAGCUGCUGCUGGACGCCGACUGGUCGAUAAACGCGGGCAUGUGGAUGUGGCUUUCGUGCAGCUCGUUCUUCCAGCAAUUCUUCCACUGCUAUUGCCCCGUACGAUUCGGCAGAAAGGCUGACCCAAAUGGCGAUUAUAUUCGACGCUACUUACCAGUGCUAAAGAACUUCCCGACGCGUUACAUCCACGAGCCGUGGAACGCGCCUCUGUCGGUGCAGCGUGCUGCUAAGUGUAUCGUCGGCCAGGAAUACUCGUUGCCGAUGGUUAACCACAGCAAAAGCUCUCGCAUCAACGUUGAGCGCAUGAAGCAGGUCUACCAGCAGCUCAGCAAGUAUCGAGCCAAUGGACUGUCAAUGAAAGGAGACACUAUAGGUCUGCUAAGUAUCUCGCCCUCGUCGAUACCCCCAUUCACCUACGAACAGGAUAAUGAAAAUAAAAAGCAGCAACAGCAACAACAGUACCAGCAUCGUCAUCAGAAUCAGCAACAGAUGCAACGUUAACAUUAUGAGCAGCAGCGAACGUUGAAUUGGAAGCAGCAAAGCGAACAGAAUGGCGACUGCUUAACGUUGCAUCGGCAACAGGUUCAUCAGUGUCCCCGUCACCAGUAGUCGAGAAUCGAGGGGGAAAUGUCUUAUUUGCGUUUUUAUCGCUUAUGCGCGAAGAAUAGAACGAAUGUGAAACGUAAGCGAAAGAAUUUUUUUCGCCGUCCGCGUCGAAGCCUGUGCUUCUUGAAAUUUACCAUGCGUGUGCUGCAUCAAAUACUCCUAGUGUUUAUUCGGGCUAAUAAAUACUCGUUUAGAGCUCAGAUUAGUGCCGAGAUGUUUUUGUCGUCUGCUUGACUUCUUGUUCCUUUUUGAUAAGUUCAACAUUCAAUAUCUCAUAGAUAAAUAUGCAUUCAUUUACGAAUGCACAUGAGUUAGUAAAAUCUACCAAGUAACCGUAAUUUUAUGUUACAAGAAAUCACAAUCAGUGCAAUGCUGAUCGAAAAUUUUCUGAACUAACUAACGUUAAAUACGGAUGUAAACGAUUCACAUUUUAUCUAUAAACUUAUAUUUUUUAUUAUCAACAUAGUAUCUUUUGUAAGGUUACAUUUCAUUACAUAUAAUCAUUAGCGUUUAACUUGAUUAAUCAACUGAAUAGUACGUGAAUGAAUUUUCAUCAUUAAUUUAUUUGUUUUUGUUCGUUGUGCUGAUUUAUUAUUUUUUGUAUGUCGAUUGGAAAAAAAACAUAUUUUUCUAAGUAUUAGCGUCCUUGAUAAAAGUGCGUGCAGACUGUGCGAAGUUUUUUGUGUGUGAAGAUAUUGCGGAACUUCAAAAUAGAUAAGCAAAGUGUAAAAACAAUGUGUACUGUACAAACAAACAAAAAUACUUGAACAGUAUUGAAAAUAUUUUGUUAUAGUACAAUAUAAAGAAUUAUUCUACGUAGAAUAAAGGUUGAGAUAAAAUAAAUGUAAUUUAAAAUUUAUAAUCGAUACGUUAAAUACUUUUAUAUUUAUAAUUUUCGAAUAUAAAGGCAACGUUACUGGCGAUAAUCAUUCUUUUUUGUACUUAUUCUAUAAUUGUAGUCUUUAAGAAUGUAAUCCAUACUUUUUAUUACUUUAUCCAUCACAAAUAUAGCUUUAUUCACUUUAUAUGAAAAUUAUAACUUAGAAAUUAGGAGAUAUCAUCGGCAGCUAUAAUUUUGCAAAAUGGAUAAUAUGAAAGAGUGUUUCAGAAAUCGUGAACGAUGCUCAUUUGAUUUCUGAUUUUUUCAGUUACUGUGGCAAAUAUAAUUUUCGAUAAUUUAUACGUAGAAUGCAUUUAUAUUUUAUAUUUCAUAGCUUAUUAUUAUACUUUAUAUUACAUUUACUCAUAUGUAAUCAUGAAUGUAACAAUUUUUUUAUAGUGCUACUUUUAUUUCGUUUUAUAAACAUUUACUGGUUUCAGUAUAUCAAGCAUUUUCCAUCGCGAAGUACGAUUCACUGAUGCGACAUUCUAAACAAAAUUAUGUUCCGAUUUGUUCUUUAAUAAUACAGUAGAUAAUCAUUUGACGCUUCUGGUUGAGCGAUAUAAAACAAUUUGAUAGCGGCGUUUGUACAAAGGCAAAAGUACCAAAACAUAAUAAGAUACGCUAAUGUUGAAAUGUUAUUAUAUCAGCAGCAGCAUUGCGAUAUAGAAAUUUUCGUCGGAUAUCGAGUGGUCUACAUUUUAAAUAUAUAUUCUUUAAAUCUGAUCACAAUAUUGCGAAUUUAGAAUUUUGAUGUUUAUGACAUAUUCGAUUGUGAGCAAAUAAUCUUUUAUAUUUUUUUGAAAGAAAUAGAAAAAAAUGUUUGUAAAUUAACUAGAGAUGAAUUAUUAAAAAAAAUAUAAGCAAUUGUUAUCCAAUUAUACCGACAAAGAGUUUUACGGAAAGUUAUAAAGACUGAAACGAAUUUCAGUAGCCUAACAAACUCAAAGUCCUAAAAAUUUCUAGUGACUUCAUAAUAACGUUUAAUUCAUCUUUAUGAAAGGAUAAGUGUUCCAUCUGCAGAUAUUGAAAUUCGAACUAACUUGUAGGAGAAUUAAACGUAAAAAUUAUCAUUUUUCAUCGCGACAAAAAAUAUUAUUCAUUCUCGCUCGAUGAUAUAUUUUCACGAACUAUUUACCGUAUCGUUGAGUUGGUAUAUUCCGAAUAAUUAUAUCCACGGGUCAAUCGAAAGUAAAUUUAUCAUUGUGUUCGACGAUGUUAUUAAUAAUUUUCGUUAAGGAAAUGUACAAAAUAAAACGAUUGUACGCUCUGUCGAGCGAUGAGUGAUCUGUAUAAAAAAAUCAUACUUUUCGAAAAAAAUAUGGUCUUCCCUCAUUAAUCCUAAGCACUAUAUUAUCUUACCAUUGGAUUCAACGCUCAUAG
This is a messenger RNA of Phymastichus coffea, 4687 nucleotides long. RefSeq names its product cryptochrome-1 (gene Cry2). The record is from RefSeq and is a predicted model, not a curated record. Gene Ontology annotation, biological process: circadian regulation of gene expression; negative regulation of DNA-templated transcription; entrainment of circadian clock by photoperiod. NCBI's taxonomy places the organism in Eukaryota, Metazoa, Arthropoda, Insecta, Hymenoptera, Eulophidae. Gene Ontology annotation, cellular component: cytoplasm; nucleus. The transcript has 10 exons. Gene Ontology annotation, molecular function: FAD binding; DNA binding. Bases 526 to 2319 code for a protein of 597 amino acids.